Molecule: messenger RNA, 393 nt
Organism: Olea europaea var. sylvestris
Lineage: Eukaryota; Viridiplantae; Streptophyta; Magnoliopsida; Lamiales; Oleaceae
Exons: 2
Coding region: 1-393 (130 amino acids)
Source: RefSeq, a predicted model, not a curated record
AUGGAUAUGUCUCCAUAUUGCCCUAGUUUUUGGAAAAGCGUGCCAGCUCCCAUUAGAAAUAGAACACCGGCAUACUGGGCUAUGAAACAGUUGAACAUGGAUUUGGAGGUCGCCGGUGAAAAGCGUUUACUGCAGCUCAAUGAGUUAGAUGAAUUCAUGAUGGAAGCAUAUGAAAACUCGAAGUCAAGGUGGUUGGGUCUUUACACUGUCACAAAAGUUCUGCCAUAUGGAACCAUACAGGUCAACCAUGAAACAAAAGAUACCUUCACAGUUAAUAGGCAAAGGCUAAAACACUAUUGGGGCAGUGACUUCUCCAAACAAAAGUCCACCGUUCAACUUGGGACACCUACUUGUAACAGAAGUGGGAAAGUCGAGCUAUUGACUAGAACAUAG